Molecule: messenger RNA, 1098 nt
Organism: Acanthosepion pharaonis
Lineage: Eukaryota; Metazoa; Mollusca; Cephalopoda; Sepiida; Sepiidae
Source: the annotation of a GenBank genome assembly
AUGAAAGCUUCUUUAUAUGGUUUCUUCAGGUUAUUCGCUCGUCUCUCCUCUCCUUCCUCCUUUUAUUUCAGUCUUACCCUUUCCUCCAUCCUCUGUUCUUUUUCUCUCCUCUCCCUCCCUCUGUUCUUUUUCUCUCCUCUCCCUCCCUCUGUUCUUUUUCUCCUCUCCUCCACUUUCUCUCUCUCCCCUACUUUUCUCUCUCUCUCCCUCCCUUGUUAUUUACUUUCCUCUCUCUCCUCCCUCUCUCCUUUUCUUUCCUUUCUCUCCCUCCUCUCUGUUCUUUUUUUCUCUCCUCCCUCUCUUUUUUUCUCUCUCCUCCCCUCUCUAAUUUUUUUCUUUCCUCUCUCUCUCUCUCUACUUUUCUUUUUUCUCUCUCUCUCUCCCUCUCUUUCCUUUCUCCUCUCUCUCCUCUUUUUUUUCUUUUCUCUCUCUCCCUUUCUUUACUCCUUCUCUUUCUCUCUCUCUCUCUUCUCUCCUCUCUUUUUUCUCUUUUUUCUCUCUCUUUUUCUCUUUCCUCUCUUUUCUCUCAGUCUUCUCUUUCUCUCUCUCUCUCCUCUUUCUCUUUUCUCUUUCUCUCUCUCUCUCUCUCCUCUCUAUUUUCUUCUCUUUCUCUCUCUCUCCUUUUUCUCCUCUUUUUCUUUCCUCUCUCUCUCUCCCUCUCUCUCUCUUUCUCUCUCUCUCUCUCUCUCCUCUUUCUCUUUUUCUCUCUCUCUCUCUCUCCCUCUCUCUCUUUUUUCUCUCUCUCUCUCCCUCUCUCUCUUUCUUUCCCUCUCUUUCUUUCUCUCUCUCUUUUCUUUCUCUCUCUCUCUCUCUCCCUCUCUUUCUUUUUUCUUUCUCUCUCUCUCUCCCUUUCUCUUCUUUUUUUUCUCUCUCUCUUUCUCUCUCUCUCUCUCUCUCUCUCUUUCUCUUUCCUCUCUCUCUCUCCCUCCCUCUUUCCUUUUUCUUUCUCUCCUUUUUCUCCCUCUCUCUUUUCUUUCUCUCUCUCUCUUUCUCCCUCUCUACUUUUCCUUUCCUUUCCUCUUCCUCACACCUUCUUUUUCUCCGUUUUCUCUCCUCUCCCCACCUCUUUUUUCUCCGUUUUCUCUCCUCUCCCCCUAG